Sus scrofa (pig) is the source of this 2372-nucleotide messenger RNA. The record is from RefSeq and is a predicted model, not a curated record. NCBI's taxonomy places the organism in Eukaryota, Metazoa, Chordata, Mammalia, Artiodactyla, Suidae.
GCAGCUUCCUGCACUGAGGGUUAGAAUUCUGCAGGGACGCGUGGGGGUGCUGGCCCAAGGCGGGGGCUCCCUGGGCGUCUCUCACCCGGGCCCGGCCCACAGCAAGCACACAGGCACUCACUGGGACCAACAGCUCAUCCCAGCUGCAGAGUCACUUGACCCUGAACCUGGCCGGUGAGGUAGGCCCUGCUCUGCUCCCAGAACUCAGCACGGCCCGAGGGCCUCCAUCCCGGGCACCUGCUCAAGGCAAAGUGCUCCUCUGAGCCAGCUCGGGACCCCAGGCCGGCCACUGGGCCAGCCGAGCCUCCGUUUCCUCCUCCGUGAAAUAGGGACAAGAAUAGCACCUGCCCCUGGGGCUGUGGGGGCGGCUCAGGGGGAUCCCCACUCUGUGGCUGGUGCCCAAGGGCUCCCAGCACGGGCCUGUGCUGGCAAGAGCCACGUGCUCUGUCACAACCUAAAAACCGCCUCCAGGCCGCCCCUGUGCCCCUCCACCCCUGCCACCCUCGUGACGGCUCCUUCCCUGCAGACACGUGCCAUCUUUGGCCUGACCAUGCCCGGCAGGCGCCCCCUCUCACCCGUCCCCGUCCCCUCUGGGGACGCACAGCCUGGCACAGACUGGGGAUGCAGGGAGGCCGGGGUGACGGGCGGCAGGUGGGGCCCUCCCCAGGCAGCCCGGGUCCUGACUGCUCUUUCAUGCCACCCCACCUCAUAGGUGUGUUUUCACACCUCUCGCCACCGCCACUGCUGGGAGGUUUUGCAUCAGAUUCCAGCGAGGAUGACAAGCUCCCUAUAUGGAGAAUGGGCUGGUGACGGCUAAUUGAUUUUACAGCGGUACCGAAGGACAGACAAUGAAACUGCCAUCAAUUUAAUCCACUAUUUAAUGGUUCCAAUUUAGCCUCUGUAAAUGCUCACUAAACUAAUUUCUCUGGGUUCAGCAAUCUGAAAAGCUAUCAUAUCUCUAAUCUCCUUCAAUAUAUUCAUCUGGAAAAGGGAAUUUAGCCAAUUCUGAUGUGCGGAGAUGAUCUGUUAGCACAGUGUAAAUGUUUAUAACACAGCAAUCGAGUUCGUUUAUAAGGAUAUGAAAAGUUUUAUUGGGGAGGGCACUGGAGUGGAACCGGCGGAUAAUAGGCAGUUACCCGGCAGGCCCUGGGCGCCCGGGAGCGGGCAGGCAUGCAGAAAAAUACUCGGAUUUGCUCUAAUCCCAAAUUGUGAGCUCAAGUUCGGCCCGGUACACAAUGCGCCUGGAACUUGGCUGCACAAAGGAGGGCCUGCCGUCCCCCCGCAGGCCCCGCGAUCCCGCCGGCCCGGUGCAUCCCCGCCACCCGCACAAAGGGGGCGGCCGGUGGGGGUCUGCGGGGGCCCCCCCCCGACCCCACCUGGGUCUACCCGGCCCCUUUGCAGAGCCCAGGGCUGCUGGCGAGCCGGCCCUUCUCCUCCGGCCCCGCCGGCCACGGCUGGGCCUCUCUGGCCGAGCUCAGCCGUCCAGCAGCGCGGGCAGGUCCCUCCCCGGCAGGGCCGUCAGAUGGGAUUUAUUAGGGAAAGUGAUGGCCAGCUGCUGUCCAUCUUCACUGACGAGGAAGCCGGAGGAAGCGGGCUUAAAUUACCCCACAGGCGGAGGGCGCCGUCAAGGUUUCUCCCCGCCAGGCGCUGGGAAGCCUGUCCCCAGCCCUCCCCGCGGGAGCGCCAUCUCCCAGUGACCUUUCCCAGGGUGGGUGCCCAGCCCCGGUGGCGGAGGAAGGCAGUCCCCGUCGAGCCCCCCACCGCAGCCCCGGACCCGGACCCAGGUACAGGUGGGCGCGGCGUGUGGAAGCCCCCGUCCCCGAAGCUCAGCUCUGUGAACGGAGCCGGGGGGCACGGGCUGAGCAGAAGAUCCGCGAGACGGGUGCUCAGGCCCCGCAGACGUGCGGGAAAUGUUCCCGGCCGGCUGACCCGCCACAGCCCCAACCGGAAACGAAGGUGCGCAGGGCGACCGGAAACCACAGACCCCGCCACGUCGGCGAGAGGAGCUCUGCCGGGUGAGUCCCCCGAGAGCCCAGACCCGCGGUCCCACCGACGUGACGCUCAAGAGCUGGCCACACUGACGUGACAAAACCGGACGGCCCCUGCGUUGCUGACAUCAACCCGCCUGCUGCCGUGGUCGGCCAGGGUCGGGGGGGGACCAGCCCCCCAGGUGCUGGAAUGUUCUGGGCCUCGUCCAGGGGCUCCGUGGGUGUGAAACUGCACACAUGAACGGGGAUCACGCCAUUCUCCUGACGUUUACGGACCUGCCGUGUGGACGCCUGGACUCCGGGUCUCCGGGGCUCCUGUCCCCAGGACAUUCUCUUUUUUUUGUCUUUUCUCGGGCCGCACCUGCGGCUCAUGGAGGUUCCCAG